Molecule: messenger RNA, 4245 nt
Organism: Alosa alosa (allis shad)
Lineage: Eukaryota; Metazoa; Chordata; Actinopteri; Clupeiformes; Clupeidae
Gene: lrig3
Product: leucine-rich repeats and immunoglobulin-like domains 3
Exons: 19
Coding region: 277-3609 (1110 amino acids)
Molecular function (GO): protein binding
Source: RefSeq, a predicted model, not a curated record
GCUACGGGAGUCUGGCAUGUGUCUGAACAACGAAGUGAAAAAGUGUAGCCUGAAACUUUUCUCGAAGGCAUGGAGGAGGUCUUACCGAAAGUUUAAGCUCCACACUAUUUUAGUUUACACGGAGGAAAACAACCAAAGAACGCAGAGAUUUGUAAAUCCUUUACGAGACGAGGUUCUUACCUUGCGACUUUGGAGUUUUAUUCUCUUCCGGAUUUAUCGUAGUCGCUUGGAAGUUCGUGUUUUUGGGAACGGAGCUGGAAUUUUACCGUGUCGAAAAUGUCCUCUCCAACGCGGCCGCUGAGGGCUGCGAAGUAUGCAGUUGUUUUCCUCUUACUAUGGCGAGUGGAACUAAUACUUGGAAAUGGAGACAAAUCACAUUCGUGUCCGUCUCCCUGCACAUGUAUAGAUACUUUAUUGGACUGCAGCCGACAGAAGUUGGGGAAAGUUCCUGAUAAUCUACCGCUUUGGAUCGAACAGUUGGACCUGAGCCAUAACAAGCUCCAGUCACUUGACGGUUCUUUGUUUGGGAAACUACAGCACCUAAGUGAAAUAAAGUUAAACAACAACGAGCUGGACGCAAUUCCUGAUCUGGGCCCGGUGGCAGGAAACAUCACAACUCUGAUUCUAGCAAACAACAAGAUCAGCAGGAUGUCCCCGGAGCACCUGAAGCCCAUGGCGGCCCUGGAGACGCUUGACCUUAGCAACAACAACCUGGUCGAGCUGCGCAGCGGAUCGCUACCCCCUCUGCCUCUCAAGAACCUGUACCUGAACAACAACCGGAUAUCUAUGUUGGAGUUGGGUUGCUUCGGGAACCUGUCCGGAACGCUCCAAGUUCUCCGGCUCAAUCGGAACAAACUCUCCAACAUCCCUGCCAAGCUCUUCCAGCUCCCCAAUCUGCAGCAUCUCGACUUGAGCCGGAACCGAGUGCGGCGUAUCGAGGGCCUGACGUUCCACGGGCUGCCCGGGCUGCGGUCUCUACGCAUGCAGCGGAAUGGCAUCACUCGCCUGAUGGACGGAGCGUUCUGGGGUCUCAGCAACAUGACAGUGUUGCAGCUGGAGUACAACAACCUGACGGAGGUGAGUAAGGGCUGGCUCUACGGGCUCCGGACGCUGCAGCAGCUGCACCUGGCCCACAACACCAUCAGCCGGAUCCGCCCCGACGCCUGGGAGUUUUGCCAGGCGCUCAGCGAGCUGGACCUGAGCUCCAACCACCUGACGCGGCUGGAGGAGUCCAGCUUCGCGGGCCUCAGCGUUCUCGACCAGCUCCACAUCGGCAACAACAAAGUCAGCUUCGUCGCCGACGGCGCCUUCCGCGGCCUCUCGAGGCUACAGACCCUGGAUUUGAAAAACAAUGAAAUCUCGUGGACCAUCGAGGACAUGAACGGCCCAUUCCGCGUACUGGACAAGCUGAAGAAGCUAUUUCUGCAGGGGAACCGCAUCCGCUCUGUUACCAAGAGUUCCUUCUCUGGACUGAAAAUGCUGGAGCACCUAGACCUGAGCAACAAUGCCAUCAUGUCUAUUCAAGCCAAUGCCUUCUCUGAGAUGAAACUACUCACUGAGCUCCACCUCAACACGUCCAGCCUGCUAUGCGACUGCCAGCUGAAGUGGUUCCCUCAGUGGGUGGCCGAGCACGCCUUCCUCCCGCUGGUCAACGCCAGCUGUGCCCAUCCCCAGAUGCUCAAGGCCAAGAGCGUCUUCAUCGUCCGCCAGGACCAGUUUGUUUGUGACGACUUCCCCAAGCCUCAGAUCACGGUGCAGCCCGAGACCCAGUCGGCCAUUAAGGGCACCAACGUGACCUUCGUGUGCUCGGCGGCCAGUUCCAGCGACUCGCCCAUGACGUUCGCCUGGAAGAAGGACAACGAGAACCUAAACGAUGCCGAGAUCCACAACCAGGCGCACGUGCGGGCCCAGGGCGGCGAGGUGACGGAGUACACCACCACCCUCCAGCUCCGCUACGUCGAGUUCUCCAGCGAGGGGAAGUACCAGUGCGUCAUCUCCAACCACUUUGGCUCGUCCUACUCCAACAAGGCCAAGCUCACAGUCAACAUGCUACCUUCCUUCACCAAAAUGCCCAUGGACUUGACCAUCCGAGCUGGUGCGACUGCCAGACUGGAGUGUGCCGCAGGGGGCCAUCCCUCCCCCCAGAUCGCCUGGCAGAAGGACGGUGGCACUGACUUCCCUGCUGCCCGCGAGCGGCGAAUGCACGUGAUGCCCGAGGACGACGUGUUCUUCAUCGUGGAUGUGAAAACUGAGGACAUUGGCGUGUACAGCUGCACUGCCCAAAAUACAGCCGGAGCCAUAUCUGCUAAUGCUACGCUAACUGUGCUAGAAACCCCCUCGUUCCUGCGUCCUCUGACCGACCGAACUGUUGCUAAGGGCGAGACGGCCGUGCUUCAGUGCAUCGCCGGAGGCAGUCCCCCUCCCCGCCUCAACUGGACCAAAGACGACAGCCCGCUGCUGGUCACCGAGCGUCACUUCUUCGCCGCCGGCAACCAGCUACUCAUCAUUGUGGACGCUGCCGAGGGCGACGCAGGAAAGUACACGUGCGAGAUGUCCAAUCCCCUGGGCACGGAGCGCGGUCACCUGCGCCUGGCCGUGCUGCCCAACCCGAACUGCGACUCCAGUCAGCCACAGCCCACCUCCACCAACCCGGACGAGGAUGGCUGGACCACAGUGGGCAUUGUGAUUAUCGCUGUGGUGUGUUGCGUGGUGGGCACCUCGCUCGUGUGGGUGGUCAUCAUCUAUCACACGCGCCGGCGCAACGAGGACUGCAGUGUCACCAACACAGAUGAAACGAACCUUCCAGCCGACAUUCCUAGUUACCUGUCAUCUCAGGGAACAUUAGCAGACCGCCAGGAUGGAUAUGUCCCGUCCGAGAGCAGCAGCAGCCAUCAGUAUAUGGCUCCACCGAUGGGAGGCUUCUAUAUGCAGCCCAAAGACAUGAAUGGUCUAUGCCAACUGGAUACAGGAAGUGAAGCGGACAUGGAGGCGGCCAUUGAUCCUCUGCUCUGCCAUUACCAGGGCCCUAUUGGCUCGCUCCUCAAACAGGGGAACCUGUACGGACCAGACCCUACUGAUGUCUUCUCAGGCUGUGGCAUGGACCAGAGACCCAUGUGCAUUGACUCCUACAGCGGCAGCCUCAGCAGCAACAAGAAGAGGGACUACUUCCCCUGUCCGUCCGGCUUGGGUGACUCCUACGACCACAUGGCCUCCAGCGUCCUCAUGCAGCUUCCCAGUGCCAGCUUACCAGGGACACUGCACGCCCCGAAUGACAGUGUUGCCCACCUGGUGGACCAAGACUGCGGCAACUACAGGCGGCCACGUCCCCCCUCCAAUAGCUUCAUGGGCACAUUUGGGAAAGCCCCGUGGAGGCCUUCCAAACAAGUGUACCCUGGUUUCACAGCAACCGGGGUGACCCAAAAUGGGGUCACGCUCCACGAGAACCCCUACGCCGCCCUGGAAGCCGACUCCGGCCACGAGGAAGACAAGGACCCCGCCCCGAGAUAUGAGGACGUUGUGCAGGACCAGAGCCUGGGCAUCUACGAGCAGCCAAUCGACAUCAACAGGACAGAAGGACAAUUUCAAGGACCCACACAGGCUAGCACGUAGCGACAUUGCUACAUUUAGCCAGCGAUGAACUCUUUUUGAUGGGACAUUUUUCAGCUUUGUUUUGAAAGAGGAUGACCAAAAAGACAGACGUGCUACCUCAGUAUGGACACUUACACGUACGGAACCCUUUUGGUGUUUGUGAAAGGAUGAAUGGACAAUUCCAUGUACGGACUUCUAUGUCAUUGUGAAAGGAUGAAUUGACAAUGAUGUGUACGGACCUUUUUUGUCUUUGUGAAAGGAUAAAUGAACAUUUCCAUGGACGGACCUUUUGUCAUUGUGAAAGUUAUGAAUGUAAACUGUUGAUAAGAAACCAUUCAAAGUAAAUGCAGACUUUACUGGGGUAUAGUAAUAAAGUCUUUUUUUACUUUUGGGAAAAGACAUCAAUACAAGAUAUUGAAUAUAUAUAAAUAUAUAUAUACAUUUUUAUACAAAGUCUAAGUAUAUUUUGUAAAUUAAUAGUGUACAUACAAGCCAUUAUUUUUGCUUACUUUUUCCCCUCAAAAUGUAAAGUUGUUGAAAUGUUGCGACCAAGUGUAUCCAGUUACUCAUGCUUAAGCUAUUUGGUGAGUAAAGCACUCUUUUGCACAUACCCAUAACCUAAUAAAACACCAUAACAUGUGCUGCUACGUACAUUCA